Messenger RNA from Spea bombifrons (plains spadefoot toad), 2551 nucleotides. It is a transcript of the gene HEATR3, whose product is annotated as HEAT repeat containing 3. The record is from RefSeq and is a predicted model, not a curated record. The coding region runs from base 32 to 2062 and encodes 676 amino acids. Lineage: Eukaryota; Metazoa; Chordata; Amphibia; Anura; Pelobatidae. Gene Ontology annotation, biological process: protein import into nucleus; ribosomal large subunit biogenesis. The transcript is spliced from 15 exons.
UUUUCUAUGCUCCAACUUCCUGUGAGAAAUCAUGGGGAAGAGCCGUGCUCGUAAGUUCAAGCCUCCCGGUUUCUCUCCAGCGCCGUUGGUUAAACAGCCAGCAGAACCCGAAGCUCAGGAGAACGGGGAGAAAUUACAGACCGAGGACCUGUUACAAAAACUCCAAAGUCCAUGCCCGGAAGUAAGGGAAUUUGCCUGUGCCAGCAUCUCUACGCUCGUGCAGCAGAAACAGGUUAUCCCAUCCUUCCUGCAGAAAGAUGCCGUCCGAUGCCUCGGACCGCUGCUGCUUGAUAAAUGCCUGUCUGUCCGUGAAACAGCCGCCGGUGCCUUACGGAACCUGAGCACCUGUGGAGGGUUUGAAGUGUGUGAUGACAUGGUAACAAGAGAUAUCAUGACACCGUUGGUGGCUUUAUUAAGAGAGUGUACCACAGGGCUGGAUGCAAAUAUGGAGCAGUCAAUGGUGGACAAUAAAUUGGCAAAGAAUCGCGUAGAAGAUAUUGCAAACCAGGCCAUUAAUGUGCUGUGGAAUGUAUGUGAAAGCAGUAGUAAAGCAUUGUCGAUUUUCAACAAAGAAAGCUGUGUGGACAUCGUUCUGCAGUGCCUGAACAUGUUUUCAAAAAACAUAGAACUGGCCAUUUCAGCAGCAUACUGUCUGCAAACAGUCACAGAGGAUAACCCAGAUCUGCUGGCCUCUUUGGAUGCUUCUUGUCUACAGGCGCUGGAGUCUGUGAUAAUGGCCCCUGCUACCAGCAUGGAAACCAGACACUUACAGACAUUGGUAGCAGGUGCCCUGUGGAACCUGAAGGAGAGGAUUCCGUCCUCCAGUCAGGCUAACACAAUAAAUGCCAUUUUACGGAUCCUUGCUGAGGUUCUGUCUGUGGAUGCGGGACAAUUCAUAGCUCAAAUGAAAGAUGCAGAAACCCAGCGUUUAAAAGCAGCUGCAUCUGAGGCCGAAACUGAAGAAGCUGUGGAGAUCUUGGAAGAAGCUACACUAAGUGAAGAAAAUGGAAUGGUAGAUGGUGUACCCAAAGAAAAGAAAGUUAAAGAUAUUUCUGACUUUAUUCCAGCUUCUAAUGAAGAGUUGAGACGGGCAGCCGCGUUGCUGGUGGCACAGAAGACUGCCUUGGAACUCAUUGUCAACCUAUGCUGUAGCGAUGAUCCAUCAGAUAAUGAAUGGGAAGAACUAUCAAGCAGUGACGAGAGUGAGAUGUGCUUAGAAAAGUCAGUGGACAACGGGGGAGGACAACUGCUAACACCAUUAUGUCUGUCUGCUGAAGUUCAGACUGCUCUUCAAAACCAUCUCAUUCCGAAGAAGGUUUUUGAAAAGACAAACUUCCCCAGUAGUUCCGCGUUGGAGAUCUGCAAACAAGCUUUGGCGUGGAAAACAUUAAUAGUAAAGAUGUACACUGUCCAGUAUCGAGCUCUAACCUGCCUUCACAACAUUCUGUCUGUGCUGGACAUCGAGGACCUGGGAGGAGCCGCUGCAUUGCAAGAGCUGGCCCAGCACCUCUCCAACAUAGUAUUUCUGCAGACAGAUGUUCCGAAAAGGGAUGAAUUUUUAGAGGCAGCAAGCAGCGCUGUUCGAGCGUUGCUGCAGACUAUGGCAUCCAAAGGAAUACCACAGUGUAUGACGCCAGAACAGAUAAUGAGCCUUGGUGAAGCUUGUGCCCAAAGUAGUAACAUAAGCGCAAGGGUGAACGCUGUCAGUAUUAUUGGUAUCACCGGUAGUGUGCUGGCAAAGGCUGAGAACACCGCGGACACGCUGAAGUUAAUCGGAACCUUCCUCCUCGGAGUUGCCACCAAUGACCCGUCUCUGGUUGUGUCCGGUGCUGCGCUGGAUGCUAUUUUUGAUGUGUUCGCUGAUGGUGAAGAAGCAGAGAAGGCUGCGGUAGAAGUCAAAUUGCUACAGCAUCUGAAGAAAAUACAACCAGCCUUUAAAACAAAGAUACGAAAAGAAGGAAAAGAAAAAUAUAGCACGGACCAGCUGUGUGUCCUGGACAACGUGAGGACAAAUCUCAGGCGCUUUAUAUCUUACCUGGAAAGCGUAGAGAAAAAGAAAUAAGUCUUGAAGUAGGCUGAUAAUUCUUCCUAUUAAUAUAUUUUUUCACAGUAUUCAAACUUAUUUCAAUUGUGAAGCCCCAGAACGCUAUUUUGUCAUGGCAACCAGUUUAGCGCUCUAUCUGUUCGAAGGGAGCCACUGAUCCGUUGAAGACAACUGCACUAUCAAUCUUUGGACAAAUCUGCAUUUUUAAUUAUUAAAGGGCAUCCAAGGUCAAUGAGCACAAAUUUAAAUCAUUCUCUUAUAACCAUCAUUCAAAAAUGAAAAGAACCGGAUAGGGGAAUUGGUGCUUUGAAAUUGCUUGCACUGUACUGGCAAUGGCGCAAGCAGCGGGUUACCUAGAAGCAACUUGAUAUUCAGCAGGAAGAAUGUAUUUGACUUGCCAGAGCUUUUCAGGUGUGUUUCUGAAAUAUUAGGGUUGUUGCAAUAUGAAUAAUAAGAAAAAAGACCAUGAAAACCUAAUAUGAAAUAAACGUUUUAUUUGCAGUUUGA